ACGGUCAAAUCAUCCCCCACAAAUCUCCCCCUUUCUCUCUCCAGAAAAAUCUGCGGACGGAAUCACACGCGCCGGCGGCGCAGAGAGGAGAGAGAGAGAGAAUCCAGAAUCCAUGGCCAGGAGGGGAGGCUGGAGGCCGAGGAGGAGGAAGGCCUCGACCUCAGCGGCGGACGGCGACGGCGAUGCCGGCGGCGCGGCGGAAGGCGGGCGCCCGCCACCGAAGGGACAGGGGGCCGCCACAGCUGCCGGCGGCGGGUUCUUCUGCUGCUACCUGCUCCGGUCCCUGUGCCCGCGCAGCAAGAUCCGGACGUACAUCGGGUUCACGGUGAACCCGCGCCGGAGGAUCCGGCAGCACAACGGCGAGAUCGCCAGCGGCGCGUGGCGGACGCGCCGCGGGCGGCCGUGGGAGAUGGUGCUCUGCAUCUACGGCUUCCCCUCCAACGUCGCCGCGCUCCAGUUCGAGUGGGCGUGGCAGCACCCGGCGGAGUCCCUCGCCGUGCGCAAGGCCGCGGCCGAGUUCAAGUCGCUCGGCGGCAUCGGCAACAAGGUCAAGCUCGCCUACACCAUGCUGAACCUCCCCUCAUGGGAAAGCUUGAACCUGACGGUGAAUUUCUUCUCCUCGAAGAACACCAAGUUCACCGCCGGCUGCCCGUCGCUUCCGAGCCAGAUGAAGACUGUCGUCUGCGCGAUGGAGGAUCUGCAGUGCAGUGCCGAGGGCCCCUCAUCUGAGGACGACGACUUAAGCCAGGAUCCUCAAGACCAGCAAGAACAGUCUGAUUCGCCUCUCCAAGAUGACGAACACUCUCAACAUUGUUGGCAGCAACCGUCUGAUUCACCUCUCCGAUACGAACACUCUGAACUUUGUUGGCAGCAACCGUCCUCUGAUGAAGAUGAACAGUCUGGACAUUGUUGGCAGCAACCGUCCUCUGAUGAAGAUGAACAGUCUGGACAUUGUUGGCAGCAACCGUCCUCUGAUCAAGCGCAGCCAAUGGUUGGGCAAACAGGAAUUGCAGGACCUGAUGUUGAGGAAGACCCCAUUGACGGGUUUGGUCCAAGAAAAUGGAGCGAAAUCCUUGACAUAAGAACAGAAGUGGAUGAACCAAGAACAUCGCCUCGAUGUUCCUUGAGCCUGAGUGGCGAUGAUUGUGGAACAGCCACGGAAGAUGAGCCAGGACACCUGUCCCCAUUGCUGAUGUUCGGUGCUGCUGGUUCAGAUGAUGGUGGUGGCCAUAUCCUCGAUGGAAGUGCUGAUGUGGUGGACCUGGUUACCCCAACCCCUGUAGGCCGGCUGCGGAGAAGAGGCUGCGUCGCCAGCGUUUGCCCAAAGAUCAUUGAUCUGACGUCAUCACCUGUUGUUAUUCAGUUGUAGUGCCUUGCUGCAUUCCAGAUUUCCAGUGUGCUGAACCUAUCUUGUAAUAGUUACUCCUGCAUUGUUACAUGAUGAAUAAGUUGAAGAGUGUAUGUUGUAUAAUUACGGGAGAAAGAGCAUUCUUUUACGAGGAUCUUGCAAUUGGUGGUAUGUUACUCAGCAAGGCAUAUGAGGGAGUGGAAGUACCUGGCAUAUUUUCCUUGAAAGAAAUUGGAUCAUCGAUGUUGUGAAAACAAA
Setaria italica (foxtail millet) is the source of this 1606-nucleotide messenger RNA. RefSeq lists its product as uncharacterized. Gene Ontology annotation, cellular component: Slx1-Slx4 complex. Gene Ontology annotation, molecular function: crossover junction DNA endonuclease activity; 5'-flap endonuclease activity. The transcript is spliced from 3 exons. The record is from RefSeq and is a predicted model, not a curated record. NCBI's taxonomy places the organism in Eukaryota, Viridiplantae, Streptophyta, Magnoliopsida, Poales, Poaceae. Gene Ontology annotation, biological process: double-strand break repair via homologous recombination. Bases 113 to 1369 code for a protein of 418 amino acids.